UAUACGUAUAGUGAUGAUGUUAGUGUUGUACUAUGUAUGUAUUUCGAAGCUCCCUUUGUUGUUGAGCGGGAGGCGCUUCACGUUGAAACGGAGGCUACGACGCAAUAGUUCGUUUUCGGCUCCUCGAUCAUCAACCUAAGGGAUUCCGUAUAACACCAACCGGGUUGCUGGAUGGCUUCUGCUGCUGACACAUGAACAUGUGCACUCCACCGAAUUUGAACUGUAUGAACCCCUACUAAACCUGAUCUCAUGUGGGCUCGGUUGAAGUCCCCUACGAGUAGGAAUUAAUGGCAGCAAGUUCCUCCGUUGCCUUCAUUUGGCAGCAGGGUUAAGCCGAUGGGUCUCAAAAAAUCGCAUCAUCCAAUCACUGACGGAUACUUGAAAGGUCUUUGCGCGUACGCAGAUUCGUAGAGUAUGUUUGUUGGAAGAGAUCUUGUUUUGUACAGUUUCUGAAUGCUGCGAUAAAUGAUAAACCCAUUUCUUUAUUGCUCUCACCCAAUGUGGGUUUGUCUUGAUAUGCAUGUACUACUCCCCCAGUAACAAUGAAAACGCAGUUUGGCUCAAGGACCGAGGAGAGAUAAGUUUUUGCCGCUGGACACUUGUGGAAGAAACCAAAUAUACACAGACAAUUUUUCACAUGUGCCGAGAUGUCGGCUGUCAACGUGUCAAUGAAAGCGAAAAAUAAAUUCCCAAAUAGAUCGAGCAAAUUGACUCUAAUUCAAUUCAAGCAAGUUGAGGAACUAUUUCUCAAGUUAAAGGGUUCAGCUCGCUUCGCCCGGGCACGAAAUUGAUAAGGAUCCGGCAAUUUCCGGCGGUCUGAAACCAAUGCCGAAGUUGGGCCGGGCUUUCUCUUGGCUGAUCACCGAUAAGAUCUGCAUUCUACAGGUCUAUCUAAUGAAAGGUUGCAGGUAUGAGAUUCAGGUUCAAAAUGUGCCGCACUGCCCUUCCUCUAGGAGAAAGGGAAAGGAAAGGUAAAUACAAACUUUGGAAUGUCAAGUUGGAUCAAUGUGGAACUCGUCACCAAAAGGAACAAUUCAAAAUGGGACCCAAGAAAAAGACCGUGAAGAAGAAAACGGGCAAGAAGGCCGGAGGGGCCCGUGGACCGACCAUCAUUGAUGGCGUCCCCGUGAGUGACAUGACUAAAGACCAUUUGGAAGGUCAUGUCAAACGGCUACAGGAAGAGCUCCAAAGGGAACGUGACGAACGUAACUUCUUCCAAUUGGAACGAGACCGAUUGACCACGUUCUGGGAUGUCUCCAAGAAGCAAUUAGAGGAAUGUCGGGCCGAGGCUCGUGUUAAGGACCGCGAACUCGAGGAAUCUGAAGAGCGCCACCAAACCGAAGUCAAAGUCUACAAGCAGAAAGUCAAAUAUCUGCUGUUUGAGCAAGAACACAAUCUGGCAGACUUGAAAGCAGAAAACAUGGUGUGCUUGAAAGUGGCCAAAGAAGAAAAUCAAAAGAUUGAGCAAUUGCACUUAAAUGAUAAGCGCCAACUUCAAGAGCAAUUGCACACCAAGGAUAAACAAUAUCAAGAGGUACUGAGAAACCUUAAACUUUCGCAAGCCGAGGAACUAGAGAGGCAAAUCCAAGCAUUCGAGGACAGGGUCAAUGGUAUCGAAAAGAGGUACAGCGAGCGAUUCGUUCUCAUGCGGCAAGAACUUCACCUCCGGCUAAAAUCCGAGGUCAGUGAAACCGAGGAGCGAAAAAAUGCUCAGAUUGACAACAUCAAGAAACGCAAUGAAAAAGCCCUGACCGAGAUGAGGAACUACUACAACGACAUUACUUUGAACAACCUGGCUAUGAUUAGCACCUUGAAAGAAGAGACCAAGCAGAAAGACGAGAUCUUGGAGCGGAAUGAGCAGCUUCUGGGAACGGUGCAGCAAGAAAAUAAGAAGCUGGUGGAGCCCUUGAAAAAGGCCAAGGAAGAACUUUCCGACUUGCAACGCCAAUUGGUCCUCUAUGAAAAGGAGAAAAGUGCCUUAAAUAAUGCCAGAGCCAAACUCCGGUCGUCGUUGAAGAAAGUGGAGGAACUGGAUUGGGAGCUCGAAGUCCUUCAACAAAAAUAUGACAGAGCUAUCGGAGAGAGAGAUGACAUUCAGGAAAAGUUCAGCAAUGCCAUCUUGGAACUCCAACAAAAAUCAAGUCUAAAGUAUUUGGUCCUAGAACGAAAGAUUGACGCCAUGAAAAAUGAGUUAGACGUGAAGGAAGCUCAACUACACUCAGUUCUCUCCGAUGUGUCCAACUCCAAUACCAUUUUGAACCCUCGAACGCAAGUAGCCGCCAAUGUGUCCCGCCAAAGAAAUCUGCUAGAAGAUACUCGCAAUGUGGUGAAGGACCAAAAUCAAAGGAUCAUUCAGUUGGAACGAGAAAUCCUGCUUAUGAGACAAAAGAAAUUGUGGGGCGACAACUCUCCCAGUGAAUCCUCCAUGAGCUCUGCAGCGACUCUACGGAAUCCUUCCAGUUCUUCGGCUUCUCGAGGAAGCCAAGAGAGCACUUUCAGCUCAUCGCAAUCACUUUCAGGAUCCCUGUCUGAAGACGCCUCUUCAGGGAACCUAUCUUAAUGAUUGACGUUUUCUUUGUGAAUUACUACUGUUUAUUGCUGAAAUUACGACACAGGGACAAAAAACAACAACGGGCAAUCGACAGAUUUUAGUUUUUUAGUGGAUUUACACCUGGAAACAGCUUUGAAUUUAAUGAGAAGGCCAUGGAUGGACCUUGAAGAAAUGAGAAAGCUUAAGAACAGUUCUAGCUUUUAUCUGAUUUUCGUGAUGUCUUUUGGCUAGUAGUAGUUCAGCUUUGAGGUUCGACUCCUUUCCAGAACUUGAAUUUUGGCUUGAUAUUAGCUGUUUUAAAAUCCCAAUAUUAAAAAUAUCACAAGUAACCCUGCCAAAAUCGUCUCCCUAAUAUCUAAUUUUCGGUUAACUCGGUGUAUGUUAAAGGCAUUCUUUGAGUAUUUUUGUAUGCAUAUUUUUCGAGCAUUUUCUUGCAUUUAUCUCUUAUCUCUAGUAAAAGCACAUCAUUCUCCACCACACCUUAAUUAGAGUUUCGAUCGAGGCAAUUCAUACAAUAAACGACAUACAUAAAAGGGUUUCUUGAGGCGUUGUUUGGCACCUUCAUG
Tigriopus californicus is the source of this 3117-nucleotide messenger RNA. RefSeq names its product dynein regulatory complex subunit 4-like. The transcript is spliced from 5 exons. Gene Ontology annotation, molecular function: microtubule binding; small GTPase binding. NCBI's taxonomy places the organism in Eukaryota, Metazoa, Arthropoda, Copepoda, Harpacticoida, Harpacticidae. Gene Ontology annotation, biological process: cell motility. Gene Ontology annotation, cellular component: motile cilium; Golgi apparatus; microtubule. Bases 911 to 2560 code for a protein of 549 amino acids. The record is from RefSeq and is a predicted model, not a curated record.